UCAGUUUGAAUCCGUACGGCGUAAUGAUUUCUAAAAAUACUUUUAAUGUUUUUACGCGCAUCGUGGAUUAACCCUUGAUUAUUACGUAAUCAAUACGAUUGCACGAAGCAAUUGGAAAUUUGGGAUGCUGACUUGUGGAUUUCAUUUGUAGAAACCAGCAAAUAUUCAACUAUUUUUCUUCCGCGAAUUGUGCGCGCAACGUAGCGCUUUCAUGGAGUUCUCGCGUUCUGCAUCUAUCUCUCUGGACAAUAAUGCCACUGGACUUUCCCAGCGAUUCCGUUCACGGUCCAAUUCAGGAGUUCGUCUGGAUUUUUAUCAACGAUUGGUUUACAAAACCAUAUUGAAAUAUCAGGAUCCCGUGAGCGGACUGUUCCCUGGCUCAGCAGAUGUUCAUGAUGCCUGGAUUCGGGACAAUGUGUAUUCGGUGCUCUCAGUGUGGGCCUUGUCGCUCGCAUACAGGAAGAACUCGGAUCUGGAUGAGGAUCGCGCUAAAUGCUACGAAUUACAGCAAAGAUGUAUAAAAAACAUGCGGAGCCUGCUGAUCUGCAUGGUGAAGCAGGCAGCGAAAGUGGAGAAAUUCAAGAAGACCCAGAGUCCACUGGAUUCUCUGCACGCCAAGUACGGCUGUCGUACGCUGCAGACGGUGGUGGGAGACGGCGAGUAUGGCCAUCUGCAAGUGGAUGCGGUCUCUCUCUAUCUGCUCAUCUUGGCGCAAAUGACAGCUUCCGGUGUCCAGGUGAUAUAUACGUUGGAUGAAGUUGCCUUUGUGCAGAAUCUGGUCUUUUAUGUGGAAGCGGCUUACCGAAUCCCGGAUUACGGUGUCUGGGAGCGGGGAGAUAAGACGAAUCAUGGGCUUCCGGAAUUGAAUUCGUCUUCCGUUGGGAUGGCUAAGGCAGCUUUGGAGGCUUUGAAUGACUUGGAUCUGUUUGGUGCUCGUGGUGGUCCAGCGAGUGUUAUACACUGCAUACCGGACGAAACCCAGAAAUGCCAUGCCGUGCUGCAGUCGAUGCUUCCCCGUGAAUCCAAUUCGAAAGAAGUGGAUGCAGCAUUAUUGUGCGUUAUUGGCUAUCCGGCUUUUGCUGUGGAGGAUCCGGAUUUAAUCCAUCUUACGCGGCACACUCUCAUUGAUAAAUUACAGGGACGGUAUGGUUUACGACGGUUUUUGCGCGAUGGUUACCGGACUUGUCGUGAAGAUUCCAAUCGCCUGCAUUAUCAACCGUGGGAACUUAAAGCCUUCGAAAACAUUGAAUGCGAGUGGCCAAUGUUUUUCUGUUAUCUGUUGCUGGAUGCUUAUUUCAACAAUGAUACGGAGGCUGCGCAGCAGUACUGGCAGAUGCUGGAAGACAUCAUCGUUGUGACUGAUGACGGUUUAAAAGUUCUGCCCGAAAUGUACACCGUCCCAAUUGAUAAAAUCGAAGCCGAACUCAAGUCCCCACAUUCUCAAGAUAGGUGUCCUAUUGGAAGGAUACCAUUUUUAUGGGGGCAGUCGCUUUACAUAUUAUGUUGCCUAAUCAGAGAGGGUUUUGUUGCAUGUGGUGAAAUAGAUCCCUUGUGCAGGCGGUAUAUCACCGAAAAGAAACCCGAUGUUGUUGUCCAAGUUGUACUGCUAGCCGAUACGGAAGCGGUACAAGAAAAACUGCGGAAGGUCGGCAUAGAGGUGCAAACCGUAAAUGAAGUUUCGCCGAUCGAAGUAUAUCCAGCCCGUGUUUUGAGCUACAUUUAUGGACAGCUGGGCAAAAGUCGCAAAUUAGCGCUAUCUGGGCGUCCCUCUAGUGAAGUUGGAGUUCUGAGCACCAGUACAUUGUAUCAACUUCACGAUCGCGUUAUUGCUUUUAUGCCGCAGUUUCUCGAUCCCGAACAUUUUUACUUGUCGACGGACGUCAGUCUGCUGGUGGACAUGUUUCGCACCGACAUCGCUUUCCUUAAAUCUAACUGGCGAAUGCUGGGCCGACCUACCAUCAUCUUGGAAUUCUCUGAACGCUCCUUCGAUAGCGAUGGUAAAUUUCAUCCAGCUCUAGCAGCGACUUAUCGUAAAGGGAAGACCGGAUAUCUUCAUGGCGCAAGGGUGGUGUUAGGAUCUCUUUCGGAUUUCUUAAACACUUCCUGUAUUUGUACUCUACAAUUCCUGGAUUCUAGCAUUGAUACCGGGAAGAUUUCUCGUAAAAGCAUUGAUAAAAAUAUUCGUGGUUACAUCGACCAACUGAUGUCCAAGCAGAGGAUAUCGAAACCAUCGCUCCCGACUCAGACCCAUAAAGAAAUGAGCAAACGGCGUCUGUCGCGAGACAUGCGAUCUCGAACGGGUUCGAUAGCGGGUUUAAUCCGUCGUGGACGCUCUAUUCAAGUGGAUACAGCCGACCCGGGAAUGAUUAAUAUUCGUUCUCGUCUGCCCUCACAAGAAUUCCAAACGGAGGAUGGUCAGCUGCCGGAGAAUUUCCAUACUAGCUCCGUUGAUAAAAUGAUGUUCCAAGAUAUGUCGGAAAAAGAGAAAACCGAAUUGGACCCCCAGGAAUUGUUGGAUAUGCUCCAAAUGACAGAAUCCCUGGGUGAACAGGCGGAGAUCAUUUAUUUUCUGUAUUUGACUCAAGGCCUUAAUUGGGAUACUAGGAUGACUAGUCGGAGUGGGAAAGUGACUGUAGGAGACCUUAUCAGAGAGUUGUACGAAAAGGCAUGUCAGAGUAAGAAGUGGUGGUUGGUGCGGCACUCAGCAGGAAUGCUGGAUAAGCGGGUGGAAGAUUUGGCACGCGCCGUUUCCGACUUAAUUGUCCACCAGAAACAGGUCACGGUGGGAAUGCCAUCUGACAAUGAGAUUACCAUAACAAGGCCUUUACCGCCAGAUGAGCUGCAGCAUCUGAUUCGUAAUGCUUACAAGGCCGACAGCAGUACGGCUAUGUUGACUCAGGAGCUCCUUAUGUAUUUGGCAAUGUUUGUACGAACCGAACCGGAACUUUUCCAUGAUCUGUUACGUCUGCGGGUCGGUCUCAUUAUACAGAUCAUGGCUACAGAACUGGCGCGGGCUCUCAAGUGUAAAGGGGAAGAAGCUUCCGAUUAUCUUCUGAAUCUCAGUCCAUACGAAAUGAAAACGUUACUGCACCAUAUUCUUAGUGGGAAAGAAAUCGGAACUCGAGAAGAAGGAGAAGCGGAUAUCUUAAAAGUGGUACCGGUAACUACAAAAGCGGGGCGUUCAGGCAUUGCACGCUUGAGAAAGUCAAUCCAGUUAAAUGCAUAUGAAAACGUGACCGACAUUUUUGGUGGUCGCGGGCUUUCUGUUCCGGCUUCGAAAGCGGGUGCCGGUGAUACUGCUGCUCCCGGUGGUUUGGGUUACGCUGAAUCUAUGGCUUCGGACUUGCCGGAGAAGACUGGACGCUGGUUGCGGAGGCGGCGUCUUGACGGUGCUCUCAACAGACUGCCUCAAGAUUUUUAUCCUAGAAUCUGGUCCUUGUUGGAGAAGUCACAAGGCAUUUACAUCUGCGAUGUUUUUUUGAAUCCCAGUUUGACGAAUGAGAUGACAGCCGGCGAAAUGAAAUUCGCCAUACAUGUUGAAAAUAUCUUAUCAACAGUAGCUCAGCCUGAAUAUCGUCAGUUGUUGCUCGAGGCAUUGAUGGUUUUGACCAUGUUGGUGGAAUACGAACCAAAAUGUUCGUUUUCCAAACCGUUUUACGUGAAGUCCUUAGUCGAUGCCGCUUAUCGGGUGUUUUUGAAGGAUCAAAUUGCUGGCGAGGGCGACGCUACAAUGUGCUGCGCUAAAGCGGAGCUAUUGCAGUCUGAAACGGGACCGUCUUGUCCGCUGUCGCGUUGUGGCGGGGCAGCCGGGAUCUGCCUGCACUUCUACGAUAGCGCUCCCAGUGGACGCUACGGCACGAUGACCUGUAUGUGCCGAGCGGCAGCUGUGGAAUUACCCAUGCAUUUUCCCACAGCCACUGCGGAAGGCCUAUUAGAAUGCAAUAUUUCCUGAUUUUUAUCACUGUUUAUGAUGAGAAGCCGUUGUUGUGCCUUUGCAUUUAUUUAUUUUGUGUGAUGAUCUUCCUUUUGUCAUCCCUGUAUAGACGCUGCAGAUUUUAGAUUUUUAAGGGUUUUAUGGACGUCCUGUUUUUGAGAACAGUUCUGGUGAUUGCGGCGAUGGUGAAUGCAAACGGCUGAUUGAUCCCUUCUGCUUUGGUAAUUGUGAUAAAUCCUGAGCUGUUUUUUCGUGGAUUUAUUUUCGGCUUGCGUGCUUUGUCGAAGUUUUCAAAUGUGUGAUAUGUAAGAGCUAUCACUGUUGAAAAAUUUUGAGUAAACUA
This is a messenger RNA of Paramacrobiotus metropolitanus, 4277 nucleotides long. Its product is annotated as probable phosphorylase b kinase regulatory subunit alpha. Gene Ontology annotation, cellular component: phosphorylase kinase complex. The transcript has 26 exons. The record is from RefSeq and is a predicted model, not a curated record. Lineage: Eukaryota; Metazoa; Tardigrada; Eutardigrada; Parachela; Macrobiotidae. Bases 212 to 3952 code for a protein of 1246 amino acids. Gene Ontology annotation, biological process: glycogen metabolic process. Gene Ontology annotation, molecular function: calmodulin binding.